AUGAGGUGCGACGAGCAUGUGCUGCCCGCUGCCCUCGCCCCGCGAUCCGAGCCCGAGUAUAGCGCCUAUUACAUUGCGACGCAGUACGCGUCCAGUCUCUGCAGCACUUCCUCCCAAACGACCUCGGCCUCGAUCUCGUCGGGCUGGUCCGACGCCGUCUCACAAAAGUCCGAUGCCAGUUCCGCCACGUCUGUCGACUCGGACUCGUGCGACUCCUACCGCCGCAGCCUUCGCCGCGUGCAAACAUUCGACUUCAGCUCCACCACUGAAGCCCACCUGAAAUUCGACUACCGAUCAGCCGCUCAACAACAACAAACCACGACCUUGCGCCCCGAAAUCCCCAUCCCUGCCGAGCUGCGCCAAAACCCCCGCCGCUCGACCAGCUGCUCGACGGCACGCUCAGGAUGCCCGCCAUCGCUCGUCCGCCAGGCCGACCGCAAGGUCAACUUUGUUGAUAACCUCGUCGAUUCGUCCACCCAGAUCGUCGAGGCUAUUUGGCCCACCUCUUCGGUGAUUUGCCGCUCAGAGGCAAGCAACAGCGUCCUGCCUCUGCGCACUUUUAUCCAGGAGACUCUGCGCAGGUCCCGCACGAGCUUCUCGACCCUGCAGGUUGCCUUGUACUACCUGAUCUUGAUCAAGGCCCAUGUGCCGGCGCAUGACUUUACCAUGGAGCAGCCCGAGGACUGCCAUGCCAGCCGCGCGCUUCAGUGCGGCCGCCGCAUGUUCCUUGCUGCGCUCAUCCUCGCCUCCAAGUACCUGCAGGAUCGCAACUACUCGGCUCGUGCCUGGAGCAAGAUCUCGGGCCUCGCGACCCAGGAGAUCAACCAGAACGAGAUGGCGUUUCUGCUCGCCGUGAACUGGAAGCUGCACAUCACUAACGAGGUCUACAACCGCUGGACCGAUUGCGUCAUGAAGUUCACGCCGUCGCAGCCGCCAUCUCCCGGCGGUGCCGCCCAGAGACUCUUCGACAAGCAGUGCGAGGACUUCAGAAACAUCGUCUUGAAGCUCACUCCCGAGCUGGACAACCUCGAUGACCUCGCGCCUCCGUCGCAACCGGCAACCGCAUCCCUCGAACUCUCCUCCUCGCCGCCCCGGUCCCUGUACUCGACGUCCCCCUCGGACAGACCGUGCGGCUUUGGCGGCGAUUCACCCGAGUUUCUGCUCCCGACUCCCAAGUCGUACACGCCCAUGGUUAUGGAGCCCGCACCGGCCACUGUAUAUACUCCCGGCCGUCUCGCUCCCGCCCUUGGUCUUCUCCCUACCCCACGCCUCACGCCCCAGUCCAGCGCAUACAGCACUCCUGCCGCGAAUGCUGCAUCGCACCUGCUCCGUGGCGCGCCGUCGAUGAGCCUUGCCAUGGCACAGGCCUCGUGCGCCGGGUCGACAACCUACGCUCCCUGGGCUGCUCCCAUGACCUCAUCCCCUCAGAGCUACUUCACUGCUCGUCGGUCGUCGCUCGCCAACACCAUCUCCACCGCCUCCUCGCCCGAAUCCAUGAUCUCGGACUCGUCCCGGACAUCACGCUCCUCUUCCAUUUCGUCUGCUUCGUCACUUGCCAGCGCGCCGUCUACCAAACUGGAUGUACAGGCGCGAUGCAGGUACGCGAAGCAGUGCAGUGAAAGGUUGAGCAUGAGGCCCACCAUUGCUUCGGUCCCCGAGGAUUACGAGGAGAACUGCGACAGGUCGUCGUCGCCCGAGCCCUACAGCGGCCCCGUGGGCAAGGAUCUGUGCGCCAUGUCAAUGGAGACGCCGCUGGCCCGCAAGGCUGGCGAGAUGGACGACGAUGCUGCUGCUCGCGCUCUGCAGGAGCUCCACAACUACCAGGCGGCCCCUCCCAUGCACCUGCCCGCCCCCGUGCCGCGCACCGGCUCGAAGCGCAGCCGGCCCCAGUCCAUCGACAUCAGCUUGCAAGACAAUGUCAGGGGCCUUUUAGGGCGCCCGGAACUGUCGCGGAGUCAACCCGAGACGAAGCCGACCUUCUCCCGGCAGAACGGCUGGACGGGCUCGUUGGUCCGCCCCAGACUUGCACCCAUGACGAGCGAGCCGCUCCUCCGCGGCUCGGUCAUACGGUCCGACUCGCGCAAGCGUGUCUGCUGCUCGACAGAGGCUGCCCAACAAUUCCCUAUCUCGUCGCUGCACCCUGCCGUGGGCGGCAUUGGCGGGCCUGGGAUGUGGGAGGGUAUCCUCAACUGA
Gaeumannomyces tritici R3-111a-1 is the source of this 2193-nucleotide messenger RNA. RefSeq lists its product as hypothetical. Gene Ontology annotation, molecular function: cyclin-dependent protein serine/threonine kinase regulator activity; protein kinase binding. The transcript is spliced from 2 exons. The coding region runs from base 1 to 2193 and encodes 730 amino acids. Gene Ontology annotation, cellular component: nucleus; cyclin-dependent protein kinase holoenzyme complex. The record is from RefSeq and is a predicted model, not a curated record. Gene Ontology annotation, biological process: regulation of cyclin-dependent protein serine/threonine kinase activity. NCBI's taxonomy places the organism in Eukaryota, Fungi, Ascomycota, Sordariomycetes, Magnaporthales, Magnaporthaceae.